GUUUGUUGAUGUGUAUUUAAUACGAUGCUGUACACUAGAGGGAGCCACUCACUCAGGGUUGAUCAGCUCUGCGGCUGCGCGGCUGCUCCGCCCUCGGCGUCCAAUGUAACAUUCAGGUGAAACUCGGAAAAUCCGGUUACAUCAUUUCUCUAGUUAUUUUAAAUUCUGCAGCAUUUUAUUGUGUUUGAGUAGAAAAUGGAUUCAGUCACAGAAGUGGUGUCUGAUAUGUUUUUUAUAUCAAAGACUUGAGUUUGAUAUCAAGUUAAGUGAAAAUAGGAGUAAACACCGGAUGUAACUUUGACUUUGCAUUUUGAUAAUAGCGUCAUAAUAACACCACACGGUUUCUUCUACAUUUAAAGAAGUCGGGUGAUACACCUCCACCUUUCUUUGAGUUUAACUUGUCGCCCAUGUACGCCGUUUCUUUGAAAAGCCAAAUCUCCGCCGGUCCGUGAACGCACCAGGACUGCGAGCAGGUAGAGUCUGUCAAUGAGAUCCCAGGGGAGCGCGAGAGACAGUCCGGGAGGUAGAACUUUUUGGGACGGUGUCAUAAUUUGUACACGGCGUCUUCUCUCCAACUUUUUGUCAACUUUAAAUGGAGCUCACAGGGAGUUUGGAGCACUUUUAUCCCGUACUCUGUGUGGCCUUUCCACUCUUUUAAUCGUUAAUGAUUUUUUUUUUAAAUAAAUAUAUAAAAACGAUUCAUUUUCUCCCCUCGGUGUUCUCACGAGGAGCGUAUCUAAUUUCUCACGGAGCGGCGGAGGCGCUGAAUUCAAGGGAGCAGCGAGUAAAUGAAGACCGACUGUGGAGGAAAAUAAGUGGAUGGGUCUGUUACAGAAGUCGCUUUGGUUUCGGACCCAGUCUAAUUACAAAGCUAUAAGUUAGUAUAACGGUUCAUUUGCUUUAGUUCAUGUUUAGAUAAAGCGCUGGACUGAAUUUAACUUCUUCGAGGAUUAUUUUUUCGCAACUCCUCGGUUGUAAAAUAUAUAUAUAGAUAUAUAUUUUUAUGUAUGUAUGUAUUACUCCACUUGUUGGCACUGCUUUAUCCGUCAGCAUGCCUUAUAACUUUCCGGCGGCAACCUGUAACUCAGCCUUUGAAGUUCAAGUCGUCGCCCUGCUGCGUUUUUUGUGGAUUUAUCCAGAAAAUGUGGCGCCCACAGGAUGUGCUAUCUUCUGACGCUGUUUGGUCGCAAAAUGUGAUUGUAAGUUACAGUGACACACUGUAAAAAAUAAUAAUAAUAAAAUAAGUACACACGGAUACGGAUGAAGAUCGAUACACUGUUGCCUGGACCUGCCCUGUUGUCCGCAGAGGAUACGGCUGUUUAAGGCGAACACGUUUCAGAUGAGGACAUUUGUUUAUCCCAUGAAGACCAGGCUGGAGGAAACUUGAAGCUCGUAACACAACGUGUCUGUCUUCUCACGGUGUAUCUGAGCAAACAAUGUUUCGCCUCUCACGUUAAUGACACUGGAUAAAAAAAAAAAAAAAAAGUUCACUCAAGCCUUCAAGUUUUUAUCUCAGCUCUGUGUGAAGUUGCUCCAUGUGGGCACAACUGAGCAUGAACUCUGGUGCUGAAUGGAUGUUAUGAUGACAGUCCUCCAGGUUUAAACCUUUUGGAUUUUAUCUGUUUCGCGUUAGUCGUUGAAGCUCAAAGAAGUGGGACGUGUAUUCAUACAAACACAUUUUACUCCCCCCCCCUCCUCCCCUCCUCCGUCUUGUCUAUCCGCGGUGCUUGCCUUGCUUUGAAGUCCACCAUGUGCGGCCGGGCACCGCCGCUGCAGCCGAGGCCAUGACCGUCCCCCAGCGGCGCCUGGCCGGGCUCUGGCCGUGGCUGCUCAUGGCGGCCCUGCAGGUGGUGCUGGGCCAGCCGGGCCUGGAGUCCGAGCGGCCGGCCCUCCGAGCGGUCAUCAAGGUGGCACUGCUGAAUCACGAGCCGACGGGGAAGCCCAUCACCCUGGAAGGGGUGUUCGUGGGAGGAAGUGCCGGCUUCGCGGAGGGAAAACUAAUGCAGUAUCACCCUUUGUCUCUGUGCAACACAAGCGAGGAUGAACGACAAGAGAGUGACUUUAUCACCAUUGUCAAACUGGAGCACAGGGUACCCCGCUGUCUGCCGCUGCUCGAUAAGGCUCGCAUGGCACUGGACAAAGGUGCUCAGGCUGUUAUCUUCGAUGUCAGUGAUGAUGCCAAUGCUGCUGCUGAGCUGCGAGAAACAGACUCCCUUCCCCGUCCGGUCGUGCUGGUGGAGGCGGAGGAUGCUGAGGAGCUGAUGGGUUUGGUCAACAAGAACGAGGAGGCCAAAGUUCGCAUUGAGAUCAUGAUGGAGCAGCCUAGAUGGCCACACUACGAUGUGGGUAUCCUGCUCACCAUCGUCCUAGCUAUUCUCACCAUCAUCCUAAUCUUCGCUUUCCGCUACAAGUGCAAGUCCAACAGAACAUGGGACUCUGUCCAUCAGCAGACCAUGCGGGCCAUUAGCCGAUUGGAGACCAAAACCUACAACUCCCAGGGUUGCUCUGGCUCUCAGCGCCACCGUGCUGCCUGGGGAUCAGCCAGCAGCUCCAACUCGAGCCCCGUUUGUGCUAUCUGCCUGGAAGAGUUCCAGGACGGGCAGCAUUUGAGGAUCAUCUCCUGUGCUCACGAGUUCCACAAAGACUGUGUCGACCCCUGGCUGCUACAACACCGCACCUGUCCACUCUGCAUGCACAACAUCAUGGGGACGGAGAGGCAGCCCCAGAGGAGCAGACUCCAGCAGAGUCCUGAGCAAAGCCAGGGUUUCCUGCACGCUCAGCCCUACAGCAGCCCGCGCAACCAUCCUUUCCCCCAGCAUGCCAUUCCCUUUUCGAUGAGGCCCCACUAUCCUCGUGGACCCUCUGGACCGUAUCCCUCUCUGGGCCACUACACUAGCUCUUCACCCAGGGACACCCAAACACUACGUUUCCUCAGCAGGCCGCUCGGCUCCGGCUGUGGGUACCACCUUCCUGUAGAGGGUCCCGGAAGGCCGCACAGGAUUGGAGGUAACUGCAGGACUUCCACCCAACACUACACCCCCCGUCGGUCCUGCCACAACUAUCGCUCAUCCUGUCCGGCCCAGCGCAGUGCCUCCAGCUCAAGACUGCACCACACCACCUCCGUCGCACCACAAUCCCGCGGAGCGCCGGCACAUAGCCGGCAGGAUGAGGGCAGCUGCUCGGGUGGCAGCUACCACACGGAACGCAGUGGAUACUUGGCUGAUGGGCCAGCAAGUGACUCCAGCUCAGGGCCGUGCCACGGCUCCUCCAGCGACUCGGUUCUCAAUUGUACUGAUGUGUCCCUGCAGGGAGUUUAUGGCAGCUGGUCCACUUUCCGUAGCUCUCUGAGUAGUGACUAUGAUCCAUUUGUGUAUUACGGGCCAGGUCCUGGGCGCGCUCCUCGCAGGAAUAGCCUGGAGGCAUGUGCCCAGGCCCGGCCCAGGUCUCUGGAUUCUGUGGUGAACAAAGCAGGCUGCCCCGAAGAACAGCCGCAGACUGUGUUCAACCACAUCCACUACCACCGCCACAGACACCACCACUAUGAGGAGGGGGAGCACAGCCAGGGCCCGAGCAGAGGCUCAGACGAGGAGCAGGGGGCUGCUGCUGCUGCUGCUGCAGCUCCACCUGCUGCUCUUGUCCUGGACAAAGACUCACCUGUAUGCCCUCCUAAGCACAGCCCCUGCCAGUGCCCAAAGCUAGACCCCACAGAUCGGCCCGGCCCCGGGCUAGAGUGUCAGGACCAUGACCCCGGGAGCCCAACAGGACCUUCUGUCCUGGUGUCCCCAAUCCCCAUUCAGCUUCAACCCCACUGCUGCCACCAGGGACACGGACACCCUCCGGCUCCUCUUGGGCGAGUGGGUGGCUGUGUGCUUGAAGGCCCCUCUGUUCGCUUCCACCAGAGCUUAGAUCUACAGGAUGACCGUAGCAUCCACAUCCACUACGGACAGGGUCCGGGCUUCUGCUGCUCUCCUCCUGAGCUGCACCCUGCCUUGCUACCCGUACCUCUCAUUCUGGACUCUGGAGGUAUGGAGGACUGGCCUUGCUGUGCCGGGGCCCAUGUUGUGUGGCAAAAGCGGGUGCAGCAGGCCCGCUCGGAGCCUCAGCUACUGGGUCCGGGGACCUCUAUGGACAGGCCGCCCUGCAGGUUCCACCACGGCCCUGCUGCUGACCGUAACACAGACAUUUGUUUGUACUGCCAAACAUUACAACACAAUCAGGGAUCAGAAGAGGAGUCUGGUGUGUGAGAACUUGUUGCAUCCCCCCCUACCCCCCCAUUAUCACGCUGCUACACAGGAGCCAGAAUGGACAAGCCUCUCAUUGGCUACCGCUCUCAUGUCUUCCACAUAAUUCCGCCAGAAAAGCCUUCGUUCAGACGAUUCCCCAGCUUCCCCCGAGGAUUCAAGUUAUUGAGUGAAAUUAUCAUGAUUAAAUCAUACAGAAAUGUCAGAAUAAUGCUGGACCCAUCAUAAUAUUGUAUAUCAGAAUUUUUGGGGGAGUUGCUGGGGAAACAACUCAUACACCACAAAGGGGAAAAAAGUGUUUUUUUUCUGUGUCAGUUACAAGAGGAAUAUUCAUUACCAAUAUGAUAUCACAAAUUUCCAUGCUCCUCAGUGACAACUAAUGAAUGAUCCUUGCUUAGGGAGCCCUCCAUGAAGUGAGACUCGAUCUCUGCAUUGCUCACUCUAUUACAGAAUAACUUGAUUUAUCUUAGAGGUACUUACUUUCUUUUUUUUUUUUUUUUUUUUUUUGCGGGAUCUUCGUCUUCCUUUGCUGAGUCUCAGCCUCAGCUGAGAGAAGCUUUUCUCUCCAGCCUACCUCAGCUCAGAUUUCUUAACAUGCCUCACACAAGGGGAGGUUCUUUAAAGGUACUGCUGUAGCUCCCACAAACUCAACAAAAAAAAAACACACAAAAAAAAAACGUUAGACCUGUCCAAACGGAGAGAAAGGUUGACGCUCAGACCCUCAAACAACAAGCAUUCACUGAGGUUGCUGAGCCUUGCAUGGGCCUUGUUUUCAUUAUUUCAAUAAUGGCAGCUGUUUUCAACAUAUUUGUUUGUGUUUUGGAUCAUUUUCUGUCUUGUUUUUUUUUUUUUUUUUGUAGUCUGUAAUUAUUUUUAUUUUUUUCACCUUUCAAAAUGAACCUGUUUGACUGAAUUAUGUCGUCGUCAUUACAAGCUAUCGUCUUGUUCUUGUCAUUUCUCUUGCCAGUGGUUACUUCACAUGUUUGACCUCAGUGCUGUUUAAACCCUCUCAUCAGUGCGUCUCAUCACUAUCCUCCUGCUCCUUUAGGAUAAACCCUCCCAUUGUCCUCCAGCAACUAAAGCUUUAGAGAAAUGUUCUACAUUGCAGCCAUAGAAUGAGAUCGAGAAUAUUUAAAGAUAUAACUGGAUUAAAGCCAUGCUAGGUAAACCUUACAGUCCCAAGCAUCAGCUCAGUCUGUCGCCGUAUCACCAGUUUCAUUAAAACCUCCCGUGAUUUCAAACUGUAGCGUAGGUAGAGCCUGAGAAAUAUCUCAGGAACAAUCAAACACUGGAAAAAUGGGAAGAAUUCAUCUUAGUUACAGUAAAUGAUGCCCGAGUCCUCCUGUUGUGGUAAAUGUGCAUUGCCAAUCCCUGUUUUUGAGCUUGCGGCACUUGAAGGAAGAUCCACCUUAAAUCCGAAAUCAAUUACAGUAUUUUAAAUCUUUUCAUUCAGAUAAAUAGAUUUUAAAAUGUGUAACAAUCUCUCCAAACUUCAAACAUCGGAAUUAAGGUUUAUAUCUUUGUUUCCAACUAUUCAAUCUUCCCGGAUUUAACCACUCUGGCAGACAGACAGACAGAAAAUGUGUUUAUAUCCCAGCUAAACACUUAAACUGUGCAGAUAAAAGUCGACCUCGCCGCGCCGUCAACGAUGGCUCUGUUAUUUUUUUUACCCACAGACUUCCUCAUGCUCGCAUGUACAAGACUAAAUCAUCUGUAAAAGCGUGGACUUUCCUUUAAAGUGAAAAUGUGAAAGCAGAUUUCAGAAACAGCAGACAGAUAGCUCAUGGUAUUGCAAUGUAACCUAGAAGCACUUACUAAAGCCUCAUAUGUGCCUUAUGCAUUCAAAACUGUUCACCAUCCCAAAUCAGGAACCUCCCAACACAUUAAGCUCUUACCUAUCUAACCAAAGAGGCAAAAUCUUGAACACAGUGAACAAAGUGUGUAUCAUGCCCCCCCUUUUUUUUUCCUGCUUCAACCCUUUUCCUUAAAUCUCAGAAUUAAAUGUGCUUUCAGUGACAAGAGAGAGCACACCAGAACUGAAGUGGAAAUCAUUUUUUUUGGACAAUCGUGCAGAAAUGUUCAACUGCAGUCCCUUUGUACUAAUACCUCACUUUGAAUGUGUCAAUGCAGCGUCCUCCAGCUAAAAUAUCAGGGUUUCCUCAUCUGUUUUUGUUUUUUGUUUCGUGCCCAAAUGGUCUCCAAGACUGAGAGAUGGAAAUGACUGAAUUACAAGAAGCACUUUGGCUUAAGCAGAUUUUAUAUUAAAAGAAAAAAUACAUAAAUCUCAUAGUAUUAAUUUAAAAAAAACAAGCCCAAAACUGUCAGCACAUGAAAAAAAAAAAAAGCAUUUAGUGAUGCCGCAGAAUAUCCGAUGUGAUUUCAUCCUGUUCAAGAUCUUUCUCUUUGUGUUGUUUAUGUGUUUGUUUUGUUAUGUUUGCAAGAAUAACGAGCUGAAACUGCCUAUUCUAUGAGUUAAGAAAAAGAAAAGAAAAAUCCCUCAGAACUUUAAGGGAUAUGUCAGUAUAUUUUGGAUACUUUGUGUACAAAAAAGAGAACAACAAGAACAGAAAGAGAAAAACAGAUGAAAUAGUGUUGUAUUUUAUAUAUAAUAGAACAUUUCAAUAUAGUGACAUGUCACUAAUAUAUUUAUUUACUAAUAUAUUUAUCCAUUUUGUCCAGGUUUGAAAGAGUGGUUUCUGUAUAGACUGAAUGUUUCUAUAUGGAAACUGACCAGUGCCAUCACAGAUGUAUCAACCUGUCUUCAUUCCAAUUAUAUGCAAAUAAAUUAUUUUGAAAUAAAACCUCUGAGGUGCUGAGAGUUGUGUUUGUGUGCCACUGUUAAAGGAAUCAUUCACACAAAAGUUACCCGACAUUAAAGAGAAUUUGGUCUUUUAUUACUUUUUUAUCUAUUUUAUUAGACCUCAAGAAAUACCCAGAUUUUUUACCCAACUAACAAAGAUAACUACAACUAAACACUUGAUUACUUAAAAUAUUAAUUUACAAUAUAACAGUUUAUCGUUUGUGUUUUGCCUACGAAACACAAGGCUGUAAAGUGACUUUGUUUUUUUCACAGUCCAAUAAAUGUCAAAACUUUCAUUGUGAUUUGAAAUAUCACUCGAGUGAGUCAUAUGUUUCAGUAGUAAAGAUAGAAGAAGAGAUUGACACAUGACACACACAUAUUGAGAACAUAUCAUUGUAAAGGAGGAGUAGAUUUGGGUAAAAUACUUAGAUUCACUUUCUUGGUGAGAGUUAGAUGAAAGAUUGAUGUAACUCUCAGCCAGCCUGGCUGUGGAAUUACAUAAUACACCCCCCAAAGUCAUGUUGUCGUUGGGGGGUGUUGAUCUGAUUACCUUUGGACAUGUGGUAGGGUAGAUAGGUGUGCUAAGUUUUAACCACAGUGACCUGGGUUCAAUUCCAGGCUGGGUCCUUUGCUGCAUAUCAUCUCUCUUUUCCCUGAAUUUCCUGUCUAUCUCCAGCUGUCACUAUCAAAUAAAAGCAAAAAAAUAGCUUUAAAAGGAAAUAGGCUCUAUGUUUCAUGUCUUUGUGCUAAGCAGGUUUAGCGUACAGACACAAGCAGCAUCCUAUAUAAUCGUCUGUAAAGUAGGGAAUUACAUGUCCAACCAUGCCUAUUAUAACUGUGUGUUUACUUUUUACUCUUGUGUUAUAUGUUUUCAUUAUGUGUGGUUAUGUAUGUGUGGGGUUUUUUUUCUCAUGUUCUCAUCCUGUGUUGUUUUUUAUUGCUACUACACCAGAACCAAUUGCCCCCCUGGGACAAAUAAAGAUCUUGAACUUGAUCUUGUCUCAUCUCAACUCUUGGCAAGAGAGCAAAUAACUAUACUUCCCGAAAUGUUAAACUAGUCCUUUUAAAAUUUGUACACCUGUUUCCCAAACCUGCAUGCCAACCCGCACGAACAUGAG
Molecule: messenger RNA, 8159 nt
Organism: Larimichthys crocea (large yellow croaker)
Lineage: Eukaryota; Metazoa; Chordata; Actinopteri; Sciaenidae
Gene: rnf43
Product: ring finger protein 43
Exons: 9
Coding region: 1785-4244 (819 amino acids)
Source: RefSeq, a predicted model, not a curated record